CAGCUACCCAACCCCCUCAGUCGACAGUGAGCGGUGACGGAUGCUCGGUUUACUGCUGUAGAUAUGGUAACCCUGCUGCCUGUUCUCUUCGCCUUGCUGAGCCCGGUUGCGGGUCAUUCUUCACCCCGGCUCAAACUGGACCUGAGCGGUGAAAUUAAAAAUCGGUUCGUGUUUAACCAAACUGAAGAAUUUGCCACCACUCUCCGUGAUGGAAGCACUGUUUAUGUUGGUGGAAAUGGAGCCCUUUAUCAGAUAAACUUUGAUGUCUCUCCCACACUAGAAACGAUCAAUGUGCCUGGUGUUUCUAAAGAAUGUCAAGGGAACAAUGCGGGUCCCUGUGGGAAUUAUAUCAUGAUCUUGCACAAGUUCAAUGGAACUCACUUCCUUCUGUGUGGAACCAAUUGGAUGAGCCCACAGUGUUGGCUACUUUUUAACAAAAAGUUGAAUGAAUUUAUCAAUGGAAAUAAGCUUGUCUUGGGACCACGUGUCUGCCCGAAGACUCCACAACAAGGCUUUGCUUCAUUGGUUGUCGAGGAAAGACUCUAUUCUACAGCAUCUGAUGGAGACAAAAUGCACCUGACAGGUUACAGGAAGGGUGAUGACCCCACACGGUUAAAGUCUGAGGAGAAAUGGAUGAAAGAUCCCAGGUUUGUGGGAAUGUCUCCGGUGGACGACCUGAUUUACAUGUUCUUCAGAGAAAAGAAUGCGCAUGAACACCCAGAUAUUGACCCGUGGAUUUCACGGAUUGGCCGAGUGUGUAAGAAUGACCAAGGUGGAUCCAGACAACGACUGCUGACUAAGUGGACGACCUUUCUGAAAGCCCGACUGCUCUGUAGCAACCCUGCUGACAAUGUCCAUUUCAACAGGAUUGAAGACGCCUUUAUUUACAAGUUUCCCCAUGACAGUGAAGCGAGAGUGUAUGGAGUUUUUAGCAGCAAUUGGAAUGGAACAGCCGUGUGCAUGUACUCCAUGAAGGAGAUUAAUGAUGUUUUUGGACGUUCUGCCUUUAAGGAUUUCAAGGGCAGUAUUCCCACUAACCCCAGACCUGGCACGUGUGUCAAUAACACAAAGGUUCUGCCAGAUCAAGUACUCGCUGUUGUGGAGGAUUAUCCUGAAAUGGAGACUUGGAUCCAUCCCAUCGGAAGAAAUCCCCUCGUGAUCAGUUAUGAGAAUCGCUUCAAGAAAAUAGUCGUGGAUUCCGUUGUUGGUCCCAGUGGAGAUGUGUCCCGUGUCCUCUACCUGGCGAUGGGAGAUGGUAAAAUCCAGAAGGUUCUUGAAACUAAUCACUCAGCCUUCAUCAUAGCAGAACUAAAGCUUUUAAAGGAACCUGCGUCGAUCCUAUCGAUGUCCCUCGACUCUGAGAAGAAGUUUCUGUACGUUACCUCUGCCAAGGAGCUGGUUCAAUUCCCACUGGUGCAGUGUGAGAAAUACGAUGGAAACUGUGGAGAAUGUGUCCAGGCCAGAGACCCUUACUGUGGAUGGGAUAGUCGGAUAAAGAAAUGUGUCCCCGUCACACCUGAUUCUAAGAACGUCUUCCAAGAUCUCGAGAAAGGUGAUAGCUGUGUUCAUGGUCAAGUUGAAUAUUUGCAUUCCUCACGGCGAGAAAUUCCCCCUGAUUGGCCGGUGCUCCCCCUCCCCCUUAAGGAACACAUCCCUGUGUACUUGUCCUGCCCAAAGAAAUCCUAUCACGCCGAGUACUCGUGGAGGUUCAAUGGCCACAAGCAGCUGCCCUGUUCUACGAAUGACGAUAAUUGUCUGCUGUUCUUAAGUGGACUUUCUGAAAGUGAUAUCGGCCCUUACGAAUGCAUUUCAAAUGAAAGAGGAGUGGAACGUCGUCAUGCUGCUUACUUGAUUCAGGACAACGGUGGCUCUUCAAUAUAUCUGUCCCAUGUUGCUUUGUUUUCUGUGCUGACGGCACUCAUUUGUCAAGUUCUGCAAUGAAUUUGAGUGCUGUUUCCCUGAUGGGAAACAUGGUUUCUCUUCAACCUUCCUUCCUAUUGACAAGCAAUUCCCUUCCUUCCCUGAGACUCCAGGUUCUAUCAGCCUGCCAACACCCAAACGUCCUAGAAUUUGGAUGGUGACUUUGUUCAGAUGUCCUUUAUAUAAUUCCCAAAUAUUGGAACAUUAUUUUUCAUAUAGGAGACCAGAAAAUUGAAGGAAAAACACAGCUCAUUAAUACCUUGGAAAUCUGGACUUUGCCCUUGAAAUCCCCACUGAUCAAAACAACAGCUUAAGAAUGAUGCAAAUCCUGGGAAUACUCAGCAGGUCAGGCAGUAGCUGUGGAGAGAGAAGCAGGGUUAAUGUUUCAGGUCAUUUAUAGAAGGUUGUUUUAUUUAUUGUGAAUUUGCACGGUUUUCAAAGAAUGAAUCAAAGCCAUCCAUAAAUUUAUGUCUCAGCUCAUUAUUCUCAGGAAGAGGAUAAAUUGGUUUAAACUUUUACAUUUGUUUGCUGUUUGAACUCGAAGUGGUCUUAUUUACUUGGCAGGACCGUAGGGAGUUGUGUAGAACAAGCAGAGCAAAGGUACAAGUACACAGUUCCCUGAAAAUGGAGACACAGGUAGACAGGGUGGUGAAGAAGGCUUGCAGCCUGCUUGCCUUCAUUGGCCAUAGCAGUCAGUACAAGAGUUGGGACGUCAUGUUGCAGUUCUACAAAACAUUGACUAGGUUGCAGGGAGUAUUAUGUGCAGUUCUGGUUGCCAUGCUACAGGAAUAAUGUGAUCAAGCUUGAGAGGACGCAGAAAAGGUUCACAACGAUGUUGCUUGGACUGGAAGGUUUGAGGAAAAAGGAUAUACUGGAUAGGUUGGGACUGUUUCCCUGGAGUGAAGGAGGUGAGGGGUGAACUUAUAGUUUAUAAAAUGAUGAGGGGCACAGAUAGGGUUGGGGAAUCCCAGUCUUUUUUCCAGUGUAGGGGAGUCUAAAACUAGAAAGCAUAGGUUUAAGGAGAGUGGGGAAAGAUUUAAAGGUGAUCUGAGGAGCAGGUUCUUCACACAGAGGGUGGUGGGUAUAUGGAACGAAGUGGUAGAGGCGGGUACAAUUACAACGUUUAAAAGACAUUUGGACAGGUACGUGGAUAGGAAAGGUUUAGAGGGAUAUGGGCCAAAUGCAGGCAAUGGGAGUAACUUAAUAAGCACCUUGGUCGGCAUGGAUGAGUUGGGCCGAAGGGCCUGUUUCUGUGCCGUAUAACUCUCUGACUCUGUGGCUCCAGAUGUCAGAGGGUGGCACAUGCGUCCACCCCACUCCUCCUGCCUGCCCCGCUCCACCUCACUCACUGACCUCUCCUCCUGGCUGUUUCCCAAGAAACCUGGACCAAGUGAACCAGUGAGGGGAUUAGAGCUUGCUCUGGAACUUUCUGCUGCUUCAUGGUGUUUCCCAAGAGUGAAAGGGUGGAGAGUAAAUAAGUUCAUUUUCCAUUCAGGACCACACCAGGUGGAGGGAGGGAGGCAAGAAGGUGGUCAGGGAAACCUCCGUGCAUCCCAGUCCAAAGCCACUUUUCCCUGCUGGAUGUUGGGGAGGGGUGGGGGUCAAUCUAUCUUUGGGGAGUCCAGCCAGAGCCAAGGUCACAGCACAGUGGUUGACAUCACUGCACGAGGGAGGGAUGAACAAGAGUUCAAAGGCAAUAGUGGCUGGAGAAUCAAUAGUGAGGGGAAUAGGUAGACACUUCCAGGAUGGGGUCUUGCCUCCCUUGGUGCCAGGGUCAAGGACAUUACAGUCUGUUUGAAGGGCAUUCUGAAGGGGUGGAUAAACAUCCAAAGGUCCUGGUUCACAUUGAUACCAACGACCCAGGUAGAAAGGGGGAGGAGGUCCUGUUACACAAAUCUAGUGAGCUAGAUCUGGACUCUGUAAUAAGUGAGGGACCAACAAAUAAUUCAGUUUCAUUCCAAGAAGUUGUAGUGUGAGAUGGGAGCCUUGUAUUUAGAUCAAGAACCCUGAGCUCGAUCCAAUAACACUAAUAUCACAGGUGAUGGUGAGUCUUCCUUCACAUGAAGAAGCUUUGUUUUGUUUGGAUGACAUAUUUCCCCCACCCAUUGCCCCCUCUGAGGGUCUUGUCUCUCUGACUAUAUUCUAGCAACUUGCCCUCACAACUAUUUUGAUUGGUCAAAGUUGACAGGCGAUUUGACCUUGAGUAUCAGGAGCCAGCACCAUCCAUCCCUACCCAGUGAUCCCCCUCUGUAUACAUCCAGCCACUGUAGUUUGUCCUGUGAUAAGAUGCUUUAGAUAUUCCUGCUUUGAAUAACUUUGCCAUCCUUAGCCACUGAAAGAGCUACUGUUAACAAAAAGGCUAACGUUGUAAUAGCAUCAGCAGGAAAUUAAUACAUAAUGCUACGACAUACUUCUGUGCUGUUUUGUUUACAGGGACACUGACUGGGAAUGCAGAAACAUCUUCAGGAUGUUCCAGCAUUCAGCCUGACCCUGGCUGAUCAGUAGCUCAGUUCCUGGGUCAAGCAGGGCAGGGGGAAGGGCUAAGUUGGGGUAGUGGAGUCAGACUUUAAGGCAGAAACAUGACUCCACCUUUAGAAUGCCAGUGAUGGCAGCUGUCGGAUACAUUCCAGCCCCUCACCCAAUCCCAACUUGGUCUGGGAUGUUUGGGCCGGAGCAGCCUGCGGGAAGUAAUUUAGAAAGUAAACAGCAAUGUUCAGGCAAUGUCCAUUCUGUUAGAAAAUACAACCUACAGUGAUUCUGAACUGGAACUUAUGGAUGGACGUUGGAAACAAGGAUUCCAAAAGGGAAGUUGAUAAACAUCUGGAUAAUGUAGUCAUCAGGGAGAUGGGGAAAGGAGGAUGGGGUUUGAACUUUUCAACAAAGCGCUAGCAUUGACUGAUGGGACAAAUGGCCUUCUGUGCCAUUAUGUUUCCACAAACAUGGGGUUUGGAGGGUUUUAGGUUAAUCGGGAACUGAGUGGGGGAAAAUUCUAAGUAAUGUGAGUAGGUUUGUGUAGAACGUGAAGACCAAUCCUGCAGUGUGCACGUUAUGGGAGGAAAGAGAACGGCAUCGGUGGAUGUGAAGUCGUGUGGACUCUGUGAUAUUCAUGUAGAGUUGCACCUUGUCAGCUGCUCCAAGUUUUGUGGGUCAUGUUAUAAUAUUCAAACUGAACACAAACCAGUAGGGUGGUCUGACACCGUGCCAUCUACGGCUCAGAGUCCUCGAAGAUUUUAGAGGAGGUUUGUGAGUCGGGUUCUGCAGUGCGCUUUGGAUCCCAGGUAGCAGUUCUGACAACUGUUGUCCAUGAGAAAGCAAAGGUGAGGCCACUGAAGGCAGUGGCAUCUCCUUCACUGAUAGGCUGGUAUCCUCCUCACAAUCGUAACAAAAGCCAAAUACUGCGGACACCGGAAAUCCCUAGUCCCAGGGCUGACCCGGCCUCCCAGAUCCAGCACCAGUGCUGUUUCACACUGUGAGUGGAUCGAUCAGCUCUGAGUUGUCCAUACAGAUGAUUCACAGGAAUAUCAUCAGACAAAAGAUAACACCCACCACAUUACUGGAGCAUAUGUAUGCAUAUUUCCAGGGUGGAUUUAUACUUUGGUAAUGUUGUAUUUAUUGCACGUUGUUCAAACUUGUUUUGCCUGUACAAAUUGUUUUAUAAAUUAUUUUUUCUAUUUGUCACUGUUGAGAUAAAACCUUGAUUGUGAUCUUUCACAUUUUCACCUUUGCAUUGUAUUCCCCGCACUCUGAUCACUGCGGUUCGUUGUACUUGCCCAGGGCUCUAUUCCUGAGGGUUUCAGUAGAUGCUUGUGGGGAGCUGGUGGGGAAAACUCGGCUCCUGACAACAGUGAACAGCCUGAAACAGGACUUCUAAUCUUCGCUGCGGUCCUGCUGUACAGGUGACCCCCACGUUACGGGAGUAGUGUCCCUAGAGAACGGUCCGUGUCGCAAUCUUCUGUAACACAAAGCCACAUCAUCUGUACAUGUACAAGAAACACAAGCUGGAAAAAAAACAUUUUGUGUUUCUUUUUUCACAUACAUUCUGCAAGAAUGAGUUUAAUUCUGUAUCUCAAAUUUUUGGGUUGUGAUUUGUGAAUUCUCUAAGGGCAAAUUUCCAUAAUGCGAAUGGCCAUAAUGCAGAGGCCUGCAGUGAGAUUGCAACUGGGCGAGGUCCUGAGUGUGGAAGAGGGAGGGGAGUUGGCGGGGGGUCGGACUAUGAGGUUGGGGACAUGUACUGUUGGGAUAGUUUCACCCAUGGGUGCACUCGAUCUCUGCCCUCCAGACUCUGUUGGGGGUGAAGAACAGUCUGUGCAGUACAAGUAGGGGCUGCAGUGAAUGGGGAUGUUGUGUCCUGACUGACAACAGACAGCAGCUUUAAUUUGAGCUGAUUUGUAAAAUCUCUGUGCAAUGCUAGUUUAACAUCAACUGAAUGUUUAAGUGAGCUCUGCUGUUUGCAUUUUGCAUAGUUGUCCAAUAAAGACAGGUUGUCCCUGAAGUGAAAUAA
Molecule: messenger RNA, 6421 nt
Organism: Pristis pectinata (smalltooth sawfish)
Lineage: Eukaryota; Metazoa; Chordata; Chondrichthyes; Rhinopristiformes; Pristidae
Product: semaphorin-7A-like
Exons: 14
Coding region: 64-1941 (625 amino acids)
Biological process (GO): positive regulation of axon extension; negative chemotaxis; regulation of inflammatory response
Molecular function (GO): chemorepellent activity; integrin binding; semaphorin receptor binding
Source: RefSeq, a predicted model, not a curated record